Messenger RNA from Phragmites australis (common reed), 2598 nucleotides. RefSeq names its product probable receptor-like protein kinase At5g18500. Bases 186 to 2303 code for a protein of 705 amino acids. The record is from RefSeq and is a predicted model, not a curated record. Gene Ontology annotation, biological process: cell surface receptor signaling pathway; protein phosphorylation. NCBI's taxonomy places the organism in Eukaryota, Viridiplantae, Streptophyta, Magnoliopsida, Poales, Poaceae. Gene Ontology annotation, molecular function: ATP binding; protein kinase activity. The transcript is spliced from 15 exons.
UACUACUCCCUCCACUUAACCGAAUAAGUGAUGUUUAUAGUUACACACUAAUAACUCGUCGGAGCAGAGUUGCUGCUGCCGAGCGAGAACACAAGACCCGCAAAGGUCGAUCGCUUGGAGGAAGAGGGUGACAAGGAAAUUGAUUUGGAGGCAGACGGAUCGAUCGUGCUUGUACGGCGGAAGAGAUGGCCGAUCCGGUGAGCAUCGUGAAGCUGAUCAUCAGCAUCGGGAAAAAGAUAAAGGAGGGGGUGGAGAAGGCUCAACGGAACGUGGAGGACUGCCGCAGGAUUGACGAGCUCGUGCACACAGUGACAGCCAUCGUGGAGUCGUCGGCGCAGCGGACGCCAAAGAUGAUGUAUGAACCAGUGAUGAGCCGCUUGAUGAAGAAGCUGGUGGAGAGCCUCGAGCGCGCGUGCAAGCUCGUCAAGGACUGCAAUAAGAAAAAUUUGGUGCUCCGUGGCUUGGGCGCCGAUGACACGGCCGAGAAGCUGCGUCAGGUUCAUCAUGAUAUAUGGGACAACCUGUUGGCCGUGAUCUUUGCCAAUGGGGUCAAUCAGAACGCAAUGUUGACCAACACUGAGCAAAUGGUCGCGAUGAACUUUGCCAACGGGGUCAAUCAGAACGCAAUGUUGGCCAACAUUGAGCAAAUGGUUGCUGCUCUUCUUGUUCAUCUGCCCCCAGGACGAGAGGCGGUAGACUCACGUACCAGAAAUUCAACUAAAGAUGCUAGUUGUUCUCGCAAUGAAAACAAAAGGAAGACGAAAACAGAUGGUGCUAGCACUGCCAGUGGCACAUCUGAAGCGAAGGGUCAGAAAAACGAGGUGCCGGCACGAAGCGACGCGCAUGCUGGAUGGCAAGAAAAAGAUAUCCCAAAGGAGGUGAGCUCACUUACCAGCAAUUUAACUGGUGACGGUAGUUCUCAAAAGAAAAACAAAGGGAAGACAAGGAAAACAGAUGGUGCUAGCACUGCGAGUGGCACAUCUGAAGCGAAGGGUCAGAAAAACAAGGUGCCGGCACAAAGCGAGGCGUCCUCUGCUUCCUUACCACCAGCUCGGUUAACAGAGUACAGUUUUUCUCUAUUGGAGGUGGCUACAGGAAACUUUUAUGAAAAAAACAGAAUUGGAGAAGGUGGCUCUGGUACGGUCUACAAGGGUGAAUUAGCAGACAAGGACCCAGUUGCCGUCAAGAAACUUCUUAUGAUUAAUACAUCACCAGAGGCACGCCUUAAUGAACUCAUUCUCGUUUCAGAGCUCGAGCACAAAAACAUAGUUAAACUUCUGGGAUAUUGCGACGAAGUCAAAAAGAAUUCGAAGGGCGAAGAUGUUAGGCAUUUCAUUUUUGUCAGCAGAUACAUGCCAAACGAAAGCUUGAAGAAAGUUAUCAAGAAUAUCAACAAUGCGAAGCAAUCUAUUGAUUGGCCCUCUCUUUUCCGGAUAAUUCAAGGGAUAGCCGAGGGCGUACACUACCUGCAUAAGCAACAUGUUGUCCAUUUGGAUCUGAAGCCAAGCAACGUCCUCUUAGAUUCUGAUAUGACUCCUAAGAUCAACGAUUUUCGAAGAGCUGUAAGAUUGUUGGACAAUGGUCGUGAUGAGAUCACUCUCGAUGACGUCAGCCUACCUGACACGGAGGGAUAUGUGUCUCCGGAACAAAAAGAGAGAGGUACGGGGUCAACCAAGUCCGAUGUGUACUCCUUUGGCGUCCUGCUCCUUGAGACCAUUAGCUGCAUGUGUGAAAAGAGGCACCGUCCCAGCUGUGCUCUAAGGGAGGAAUGGCUUAAUAGGGUGCAGGAAAGUGAAUGGAGGAAUAUAUUUGAUCCAAAACUGGUAACUAACAAGUAUGAGCUGACGGUGGCAACAAGAUGCGUGGUUGCAGGGCUGUUGUGCUGUUUACCUUAUCCGGCAGAACGCCCCUCCAUGGCGCAUGUUGUUGACCUGCUUGCUGGACGGCAAGAAAAAGAUACCCCAAAGGAGGUGAGCUCACUUACCAGCAAUUUAACUGGUGACGGUAGUUCUCACAAGAAAAACAAAGGGAAGACAAGGGAAACAGAUGGUGCUAGCACUGCCAGUGGCACAUCUGAAGCGAAGGGUCAGGAAAACAAGGUGCCGGCACAAAGCGAGGCGUCCUUUGCUUCCUUACCACCAAAGGAGGUGAGCUCACUUACCAGCAAUUUAACUGGUGACGGUAGUUCUCAAAAGAAAAACAAAGGGAAGGCAAGGAAAACAGAUGGUGCUAGCACUGCCAGAUCUGAAGUGAUGGGUGACAACAAAAAUGUGUGUGGAUAUGAUGCCGAUGUUGAUUGUUGAGAGCAUAUGAUGCCGAUGUUGAGAGUCAAAUACGAUGCUUCAAGCUUGGCAACGGAUGCUGAGUGGCGUCUCUAUCCAUGAUGCCUGGCACCUAGACUUGCAGUGCCUGGCACCCAGAGAGAAUGUGUGUUGAAGAGAGCGAGAUAGGAGGAGACAAAGAAUUUUUUAUUAAGAUGUGGGUCCCAGAUUGAAGAAUGUCAAAGAGAAUAAACACUGUAUAUGAAAAAAGCAAUGCAAAAGUUAACACUUUCAUAUGGAGUUAUGACAGCUUUUUAGAUUACAGAAUAAAAAUUAU